CCAGCUGCAAUUGAAGCACUUUUAAGAGUGUGUGUAGUGCUUUCGGCGUCUUGAAGAUGAAUUUCAGCUUCAGCAAGUGUCACUCUGUGCUCAUCACGGGCGCGAGCAGAGGUCUCGGACUGCAGAUGGUCAAGCAGUUGGUCGCUGUGCCGGAGAGACCAGAAAAGAUCAUUGCAACUGCCCGAAAUCCAGCCGCUGCUAAGGAACUGCAAGAACUCGCGAAGUCGCAUCAAGGGAUUCAUGUCAUAUCGCUUGAUGUCACCAGUGACACCAGCGUGGAUGAAGCAGCAAAAGAUGUAGACUCAGUUGUGGGUGCUAAUGGGUUGAACUGCUUAAUUAAUAAUGCCGCAAUUAACAUAUCCAGCGAUCUGAACACAGUAACUCGAGAUGUUGUAAUGAAAACCUUUGAAAGUAACACAGUGGCUCCUCUGUUUGUCACCAAGGCCUUUUUGCCAUUGUUGAGAAGGGCAGCAGCUCAAGGCAGUGGCAUGGGAAUGCACAGAUCAGCAGUGGUCAAUGUGUCCUCUGUCCUGGGAUCUGUGCAGCUCAACUGGGGCGAGGGAGCGAGCUUCAAGAGUUAUGCUUAUAGAGCUUCAAAGAGUGCCCUGAACAUGGUUACAAGGAGUUUGGCCACUGAUUUGAAAGCAGAGGGAAUCUUGUGUGUAGCACUCCAUCCUGGUUGGGUACGCACAGAUAUGGGUGGGCCAAUGGCACCUUUGAGUCCAGAGGAGAGCAUAUCAUCCGUGUUGAAUGUAAUUUCUGGAUUAAAGGAGAAGGAUCAUGGUGGAUAUGUGGAUUACACUGGGAGCAAUUUACCCUGGUGAACAUUUGUGUUUGUGUGUGUGUGUGUGUGUCAUUGUCAUUGUCAUUGUUCAAGUGCCAAAGCCAGACCCCUGAUGAGCUAAAACCAGAAAAACAGCCUGCAGGAUUAAUUAUUCAUAAAUUCCGUUUGCAUGUGUGUUUCCUGUGUUUAAGUGUCCCUGUAUUCAUGUGUAUAGAAUGUGUGUGCAUGCAGAUUCUAUACAGAAAUAAAAUGGUGCUUUUGGGAAGAAAAGAAAAGGUCAUUUUUAUAGAAGUAUAUAUAGAAAAUCAAAUUGUUUUGACUUGUCAAUGAAAGGCUGUGAUGCAGAGUAUCUUAAACUAUAUACUGUUUGAUACCUGUAAGUAAUGGUCUGUCAUGGUUGUUGCCUUUUCAUGAAUAUAAAAAUAAAAUAUAAG
This is a messenger RNA of Myxocyprinus asiaticus (Chinese sucker), 1218 nucleotides long. Its product is annotated as C-factor-like. The transcript has 6 exons. Bases 57 to 824 code for a protein of 255 amino acids. Lineage: Eukaryota; Metazoa; Chordata; Actinopteri; Cypriniformes; Catostomidae. The record is from RefSeq and is a predicted model, not a curated record.